Annulohypoxylon maeteangense is the source of this 1676-nucleotide messenger RNA. RefSeq lists its product as uncharacterized. Gene Ontology annotation, cellular component: COP9 signalosome; cytosol. Lineage: Eukaryota; Fungi; Ascomycota; Sordariomycetes; Xylariales; Hypoxylaceae. The transcript has a single exon. The coding region runs from base 168 to 1460 and encodes 430 amino acids. The record is from RefSeq and is a predicted model, not a curated record.
AGCAAGUUGCAAUCACAACUUCGUCUUUCUACUUUCCUUCCACAUCAUCAUAACUCAGGCCUAUCAUAAACUCUAUUCCGCACCCUUGAAUCCUAGAAAAUACGAAGCUCAGAAAAGCCAUAAUCACCCUCCUAUGCUCUAGUCCUAACCCCUCAACAAACGUAACCAUGGCCAGCCCUAAGAUCGCUGAGGUGCUGUCCCAGCUACAAUCAGACAUCCCCUCCAGCCUCGAAUCUCUCCUCUCCAAUCUCAAAACCCUGUCGACCCCCGAAACCAUCUCCGCCGACCUACACGCCAUCGCCAAUGCCAUCCUCUCCACAACCUCGCACCUAGGCGUCGUAACCCAGCGCACGCUAAUCGAGCGUCUAAUCGUCGCCGUCCGCACAUUCGAGCAGCCAGACCUCUGGAUCGACAUCGGCGAGCACUUGCUAAACACCCUUUCCUCCUCCACCAGCAGCGCCAGCACCAGCGACCAAACCACCACCUCCGGCACCUUCCUCGAGCAAAUCGUUCAACUACGGGAGCUCCUAGCCGACGCCCACGAAGCGAACGAAGACCACAUCCUCGCCGCCCGCGCUCUCGCCGAAAUCCCCCUCGACAGCUCCUCGCGUCGCGUGACGGAAGAAAACCGCGUCUCCGUUUGGGUCCGCAUCGUGCGCAACUACCUCGAAGUAGACGACACCACGACCGCCGAGACGUACCUCAACAAGCUCAAGAACGUAAUCUACCAAGUCUCCGACCCGACGCUGAAUCUGCACUUCAAGCUCUCACAAGCCCGCAUCCAAGACUCCAAACGCGAGUUCCUGUCCGCGAGCCAAGCGUACCACGACAUCAGCCUCUCCGCCGCGAUCAGCGAGGACGAGCGUCUGCACACUCUCGGCAUGGCCGUGAAAUGCGCGAUCCUCGCCCCGGCCGGCCCGUUACGCAGUCGUGCUCUCGGUCGUCUAUUUAAAGAUGAGCGAGCGGCGGGGUUGCCUGAGUUCGGGAUGUUGGAGAAGAUGCUGUUCGACCGCCUCCUCGCCCCGGACGAGGUGCGCAAGUUUGCGGAGGGGCUGGCGCCGCACCAGUUAGCGCUUACGGCGGACGGGACGACGGUGUUGGCGCGGGCGGUGGUGGAGCACAAUUUGUUGGGCGUUUCGCGGUUAUAUAAUAACAUCGGGUUUGACGACCUGGGCGUCCUUCUCGGUUUGGAUGCCGAUAAGGCGGAGGACACGACGGCGAAGAUGAUUGAACAGGGUCGACUUGUAGGUAGUAUCGAUCAAAUCGACCGUGUGAUCUGGUUUGAAGGCGGGGAAGCUUCGGGGGUGAAGGGGAGUGGACGGGCUGAGGUGAAAGUGGGUAGGGAGAUGCGACGGUGGGAUGCUAAUGUGCAGAGCUUGGCGGAAGCUGUUGAGAACGUGACGAAUGCACUUCAGCGAGAAUUUCCUGAGUUCGUUCAUGAUAAUCUGGUGGUGGGAUGAGUUUAGAAAGACCGGGGAAGCAAGGCAUGGAAGGCAUUGGCGUAUGAGCAGGAAUGAGGAAUGGCUGUUACUUGCUUGGUGUGUCUGGCGUUACCUAAUGAAUGAAUGCAUAGAUACGGCGUCAAGGAAGACGAUGUCGUAAAUCGACAUAUGAGUUUCUGAAAUGAAAAAAGUAGAUUCAUCUUAUUCAACGAGAUAGAUCUUAAUCGAUGGACU